Gastrolobium bilobum is the source of this 1953-nucleotide messenger RNA. RefSeq names its product COBRA-like protein 10. Gene Ontology annotation, biological process: cellulose microfibril organization. NCBI's taxonomy places the organism in Eukaryota, Viridiplantae, Streptophyta, Magnoliopsida, Fabales, Fabaceae. Gene Ontology annotation, cellular component: membrane. The record is from RefSeq and is a predicted model, not a curated record. The transcript is spliced from 2 exons. The coding region runs from base 1 to 1953 and encodes 650 amino acids.
AUGACAAGUGCAUUGAUAUAUCUAUCAUUAUCACUGUCAUUAGUGGUGUUGUUAUUUUCCUGUGGAAUUUAUGUGUGUGAGGGUCAAGAUCCUGAGGCUCUCCCUCCAGCAGCUGAAAGCUGUAAUGGGGUUUACAUUUCCUAUGACUUCCUUGACAGAAGGAAGGGAUUCCCUCGCCUCAAGAACGUUACAGCGCAAUCAUGGGCCUUCAAUGCCACUGCAACAUUACUCAACACAGGCUCGGAUGUUCUUAGAUCAUGGAAGUUGUUCAUUGGGUUUCAACACGAUGAGAUUCUAGUCUCAGUUGGUGGAGGUGUUCUGUACGAUGGAGGGGAAUUCCCUGCUUCAGUUGGAAAAGGCACUCACUUAGUUGGAACUUCUCUUCCUGAUUUGGAAACCUCCGUCAACACAGCCCAAGAUUUGACCCAAAUUCAAGCGCUGAUUCAACUUAGUGGCACCCAGUUUGGGGUUAAGCCUCCUGGGAUUCCUAUGCCGAAAACCAUUAAGUUGGUAAAUGAAGGAUACAAGUGUCCCCAACCAAGUAUCCGUAAAAGUUCCAUGUGGGCGUGUUGUAAAAGAGACCCCAAAUACAAGUCUGAUGUUGAGAAGAACAAAUACAUGCGACGCCUCAAAGGGGAUCUUGUCAUAUCCUAUGACGUUCUUCAAGUGUAUGAGAAUAACUAUAUUGUUCAAGUGACCAUGGAGAAUCAUAGCCCGUUGGGACGCUUAGAUCGUUGGAACAUGACAUGGGAGUGGACUAGAGGGGAAUUCAUAGCCAACAUGAGAGGGGCUUUCACGCGUGAGAUAGACUACUCGGGUUGUGUCUAUGGUCCUGCAGGAGAGCACUACCAGGGCAUGGAUUUCUCUAAAGUCAUCAACUGUCAAAAGAAUCCAAUAGUUAGUGACUUGCCUCCAGAGAAAUCCAAUGACACCGAAAUUGGAAAAAUACCUUUCUGCUGCAGAAAUGGCACUCUUUUACCUACCCUUAUGGAUACAAGCCAAUCCAAGUCUGUUUUCCAGAUGCAAGUGUUUAAAGUUCCACCUGAUGUGAAUAGAACAUCUCUUCACCCACCAGAGAAGUGGAAAGUAAUGGGAAUCCUUAACCCGGAUUACAAAUGUGGGCCACCUUUGAGAGUUGAACCUUCACGAUUUCCAGACACUAGGGGACUUGGGGCUUCGGUUAUUGCUCUUGGAAGUUGGCAAAUAGUUUGCAAUAUUACCAAGCCAACCAAGAGGAACACUCGCUGCUGUGUCUCUUUCUCUGCUUAUUACAAUGAGUCUGUUGUACCUUGCAACACAUGUGCUUGUGGUUGUAAAAACACUGACCACUGUAAUCCGAAUGCCCGAGCUUUGCUUCUCCCUGGAGAGGCUCUUCUUGUACCAUUUGAGAAUAGGACACUUAAGUCGGUUGCUUGGGCCAAAUUAAAGCAUUUUCGUGUCCCAAGCAAAUUACCAUGCGCUGACAAUUGUGGAGUUAGCAUAAAUUGGCAUGUACUUUCGGAUUUCAAAGGUGGGUGGAGUGCUAGAAUCACUCUGUUCAAUUGGGAGCCUUUCCAUUUUGAGAAUUGGUUCACUGCACUGCAAUUCAAGAAGGCUUCUCUUGGUUAUGAGAGAGUGUUUUCCUUCAAUGGGACAUUCCUUCCUAAACUCAACCACACUAUUUUCAUGCAAGGAUUACCAGGAGCGAACUUUUUGAUAGGUAUAGACAAUAGUACAAACCCAAAGGUGCCUGGAAAACAACAAUCUGUUAUUUCCUUUACGAAGAAAUUCACACCCAACAUACAAAUAGCAAAAGGAGAUGGAUUCCCUUCAAAAGUCCUUUUCAAUGGAGAAGAGUGUUCUCUUCCUACCCAAUUCCCCGUGCGAAGUGGAAACCAACGUAAUGUAGAUUUAUUACACAAAAUGUUGUUAGUCUUAGUUUUAGCUUUUACAUUGAAUCAAAUACUGUGUUAG